AUGACUUUCAAGGAUGUUUAUGAAGCUAGAUCUGCAGUUAACUUUUAUGCACUGGUCAAUAAGAGAGGGUUGGUUUUAAAAAAAAAAACAGAUAGAACUAGGGCUAGUUACAAAUGUCAGGAGGGUUGCCCCUUUAGGUUGUAUAUCUCAACAGAUAACAAAAAAAAUAGUACUUGCUUGAGCAUUAAGACCUUUAUUGAUAAACACACAUGUCAACCAGCUUUCAAGAAUCCUAGGGCUGAUCAGAAUACUUUAGCUCAGUUGUUUAAGAAAAAGGUUCAAUGCAAUCCUAAGUACAAGGUGAAAGACUUGAGAGGGGAGUUGGAGAAUAAUUUUGAUUUAAAUGUGACUAAGGCUAAGCUCAAAAGGGCCAAGUUGUUAACUCUUCAGAAGUUAGAGGGCAGUUUUGUUGAUGAUUACAAGAAACUUGAGGCUUAUGGGCAAGAAGUUAGACAAUCUAAUCCUGGCACUGAUGUUGUGAUAAAUAUAUCAAGAAGUGCUCUUGAAGAAGGUAAAAGAAAAUUUUUGAGGAUGUACAUAUGCUUCAAUGCAUUAAAGAAGGGUUGGAAAGGUGGGUUGAGACCAUUGAUAGGAGUUGAUGGUACAUUUCUGAAGGGUAGAUAUAAGGGUCAGAUGUUAGUGGCCCUUGCUCAAGACUCCAUGAACUAA
Molecule: messenger RNA, 669 nt
Organism: Lycium barbarum (goji berry)
Lineage: Eukaryota; Viridiplantae; Streptophyta; Magnoliopsida; Solanales; Solanaceae
Exons: 1
Coding region: 1-669 (222 amino acids)
Source: RefSeq, a predicted model, not a curated record